Messenger RNA from Ctenopharyngodon idella (grass carp), 5077 nucleotides. RefSeq names its product ovarian cancer G-protein coupled receptor 1 (gene gpr68). The record is from RefSeq and is a predicted model, not a curated record. Gene Ontology annotation, biological process: G protein-coupled receptor signaling pathway; cellular response to pH. Bases 437 to 1474 code for a protein of 345 amino acids. The transcript has 2 exons. Gene Ontology annotation, molecular function: G protein-coupled receptor activity. NCBI's taxonomy places the organism in Eukaryota, Metazoa, Chordata, Actinopteri, Cypriniformes, Xenocyprididae. Gene Ontology annotation, cellular component: membrane.
CCAAACACGCUUUCUGUGCAGACAGGUUCACUAUAGGAUAUGAAACACAUCCUGUUUCAGGGGAAGACACUUAAGUGUUGACUUUGAGUAGUUGCGUGCAUCAUCACUUAAAAUUGUUGACGCAAUUUAGUUGUUUUUUUUCCUUUCUAUUUUUCCGACGCGACACCACCGGAACACUCGUGAGAUCUUAUCUCUGCAAAAAUGUUCACUUCUGCGAGUAAACGAAUAAAAAUAGGCAACACUCUGUCAGAGAGUCCGUGGAGCUGCUGAACUUGAGGAUGCGAUCUUCACACUUCAGAACUGCCUAGAAUGAGUCGCGUGGGAAUAAAAUCACCAAUCUGAAGAGUUCAUUCAUGGAAUGUCAUUGGGAGACCUCUGUCGAUUACGAACGUCCUACACUCAUUGAGUAAGAUUCUGCGAACAUGAGGUUGGAAAGAUGAACAUGUCUGAGGAGCAAAUCAACUGCACUAUAAGCCACGAGAUUCACCAGUACCUGUUUUCGGGUGCGUACAUCAUAGUCCUGCUAGUGGGUCUUCCCGCCAACGCUUUCUCACUCUACCAUGCCUGGCUGCAACUAAAAGCCCGCAAUGAGCUGGGGGUUUACUUGUUAAACCUGACCAUAUCGGAUCUGCUGUACCUGGCCUCCUUGCCCCUCUGGCUCCAGUAUAUUUUCCAGGGGGACGACUGGAGACGCUCGGAGUGGCUCUGUCAGCUGUGUGGUUUCCUGCUCUAUGAGAACAUCUAUGUCAGCAUUGGUUUUCUGUGUUGUAUCUCCAUUGACCGCUACCUUGCAGUGGUCUACCCCUUCCGCUUCUCCGCUUUCCGGACGGUGCGAGCUGCAGCGCUGGUCAGUAUGGUGGUCUGGCUCAAAGAGCUUGCCGUAGGAGUGGUGUUUUUCCGGCAUAAGGAGCUCAGCAAGGACAAGCAUAACCAAUCUGUGUGCUUUGAGCACUAUCCCAUGAAGACAUGGGAGUAUCCAAUAAACUACUACCGUUUUUACAUAGGCUUCCUGUUCCCUUUAGGAAUCCUCUCAGUGUCAUACUUUCGAGUCCUCCGAGCAGUGGGCAAGAGUGCAGGCACGCAGACUGCCCAGAAAACACGCAUCAAGUACCUGGUGACCAGCACAAUUGUCAUCUUCCUGGUGUGCUUCUCGCCGUACCAUGUCUUCCUGCUGGUGCGCACUAUAUUAGAGCGGGACUGUGCUUUCAUCGAGAACAUUUUCAAUUACUACCAUUUCUCCCUGCUGCUUACUAGCUUUAACUGCGUGGCGGACCCCGCGCUCUACUGUUUUAUCAGUGAAAGCGCACAAAAGGGCAUCCAGAAGGCUCAGGAUACUUGCACUCGGGUCUUCUGCUGUUGCUCAAAAAGUCAUGGAAGGUUCAACACGCACUCCACUGAGAUGGCGGUCACCAAUGAUAACGGUACAGGCACGACAGUGGUGACACUCUUGCAGCAGAUCAAAACUGAUGUUUGAACUUUUUUGUUCUAUUAAUUAUCUAUACAAUAGACAUCAUAAAGCUUAGCUACAGGCUCUUCGGUGGACAGAAGGAACAUAUGGAAGCAUCAUAGGCUGCGUUUCCACCGCAGGAACUUUCCCCAGGAACUAGGGACUUUCGGGUGGUACUUGACUAAAUGAAGUUCCAGGUAAAAAUUUCCCCCUCAGAAAGUCCCUGCUCGCGAGGUAGUACUUUUUCAAAGUUCAGAAACUUUCAGAGGUGGAUCUUGGGCGCUGAACAUGCUGAUUGGUUGAGUUCACGUGGCAUUUUGAUUGGCUGAUUCCACGCAGCAUAUUAUUUCAACCACCAUUUUUAAAAGUCUGUUGCGGUGCGUGCAGUAAAGCUGGAUUUACACUGCACACGUCUGCGGCACGUUACAGCUCUGACACAGCCACCAAAGUUCAACUCUAGUCAAUGCUUACGUUUAUACCAGCCUCGCAUGUUUUAGAAGUAUCCCAGAAUCUAAAGACAGGCACCAAGUCUAUUUUUGACAGACGCCGCGUCCAAGCCACACAGUUCAAAUACAAAAUAAAGUCAAAAUAAUCACCCUGUGUAGACUCCUGCUCAUAUUUUACAUCACUAGGAGGCCAGAAAUUGACAAGAGAUUCGAAGUUGAAAAACUUUAAAAUCGUUUAUCCUUGUCGUCCAUAACUGUACUUUUAAGUGUAUUAACUUCGUCUGUAGGCUACAGCAAAACAAAGUAGGGUAUAGCAAUAAACACAAUUAAACCGGACCAAAUAUAACCAUUUAGCCAUUAAAAACAUGAAAAAUCAAGGAAAACAACAUCGGACAGGCAAAUCUCGUGGUCUCACGAAUCCAGCUGCUUCGCUUCUGAAAUGCUCCUGGUGUGAGUUGACACCACGUAGAGCAGAAGUGUCCAAACUCGGUCCUGGAGGGUCACUGUCCUGCAGAGUUUAGCUCCAACCCCAAUUAAACACACCUGAACCAGCUAAUCAAGGUCUAAUUAGGCAUACUAGAAACUUUCAGGCAGGUGUGUUGAGGCAAGUUGGAGCUAAACUCUGCAGGACAUUGGCCCUUCAGGACCGAGUUUGGACACCCCUGGCGUAGAGGAUGGAACAAAACCUCGCAGGAGCCGUAAUGCGCCGCAGACGUGUGCAGUGUAAAUACAGGGUCAGAGUUGUUUGCUACUUGAAUCAACAAAAGUGUUUAAAAAAAUAUGACCGAUGGACCGACUACGAGGUUCAGGCUUUAUUAAGCUUAUAUGCGGAGGACAAAAUCUAGCAGGAACUGGAAAGUCGUGCGCAGUCCUACAUCACCGGACUUAAUCUUCAUGGUGAUGACACACGGGACAAACUUUUUGAGCAAUGUUGCCGGGCAAUUUUGCCGAGCGACAUUGCUUGAGCACUUUCCCAUUGAGAAUGGGCAACAAAUUUCUAUCUGGAUACAUUAGAUUGAAAUUUGUUGCCCAUUCUCAACAAGUGAAAGUGCUCAAGCAAUAUCGCUCAGCGAAAAAAGUUGCCCUGUGUAUCAUCACCUUAGGCCGCGAUGGAAACACAGACAGCAACAGGUCUGGGGGAAAAAAGUUCCUGAAACAAAUUGUUCCGGGUAAUUUCGGUGGAAGAUGUACAGUCACAUACAGUCAAUGUACAGUUGUUUUACAUUGGUUAAAACAUUAUCCUGCUGUUUUAGCCAUAUUGCAGUAUUUCAUGGUCUUGGUAAGCUAACAUUUUACUGUUACGUGGUGUAAUUCUCAGGGAUCGCUACCUUGAUAAUCACCAGUGGUUGACGUUUGAGGUUUCAGGAACCGAUGAUCUAAAACUUUACUAUUUUAAUGUACUGUUCCAAGUCCCUUUAGCUACAUUUGCAUGUAGCGGUUAAACAUUGUGUCCAAGACUAAAGCCAUUUCUGCUUUCAAACCUCAUAGGUUUCAGUUCCAGCAAUAUUUAGACUGUUGGCAUGACAGGGAAAGACCUUCAUGGUCUUCAAUAGUUUAAUUCUGUCAUCAUUUACUCACCCUAAUACCAUUCCAAACCCAUAUGGCUGUCUUCCUUACAAGAAUUGUAAAAAGAAAAAUUUUGAUGCAAAUGUAUGCUUGCUUACUGUGAUUUGAGAGAUAGGGAGGGAAAUUUUAUCAGUCAAUGUGAUUUUAAUUGUGGUUGUAUGGCUUCAGAAGACUUGAAAUAUACAGUAGUGCACAAGUUUCAUGGACCAAUGUGACGAUACUUUCAUUGGAGCUUAACAGUUCCUGGUCACUGUGUGUUCUCAUUUUACAGAAAAGAACUGAAAAUGAAAUUCUGUGUUCCAUGAUAAAAUGAAUGACUUUAGAACAUCAGUAAAUGAUGACAGAAUUUUCAUUUUGGGGUAAACUUUUCCUUUAAGAAAAGCAAAGCAAUGAGGCCUUAUCUUUGUCACCUGCUCAGCUUUUUCAUGGUAAGACAUGGAGCACACAGACAGUUAACAAGCACAAGAAGGUUCACGGGUGUGAAGGGUCAGCCACCCCCCAAACAGACUAUCUGGACAGCUUCCCACUGUGAUAUCAUAUCCUGGGAAAAAAGAUGAGGAAGCAGCAAUUGAUGGUUGCUUCCAGAAAUCAUGGAUCUUUUGUUUGCUCAAACCAUGGUGUUAAAUAAAGGUGAUGAGUGUUUGUUGCAGUGUUUACAUUUUUAAGAUGGAGGUGACCUGAACUGACACAACAGACGUGGAAGUGUUCUCUGAUUCCUGCCAUGUUUACAAUGAAUACUCAACAUGCAUGCAGUUUGUAUGUAUACGUAACCAAAUCAAGAUUGUAUUCAGGUUAUUUCAUGCUUUCACAUAGUGACUGCUGUUCAGUUUCAUUUAUGAUUUUUAUUAUUGGUUUUUAUACUCUGUUUAUUGUUUGUGGUGCACAAAUCACUGGCAAUGAUUGUAUUGUUACACAGUAGACAGAAAUGAUGUUCUGCUGGAUAGCAGGGGUGUAAAAAAAAAAAAAAAAAAGUACAGAGAAAUAUUUAAAUAUGGGUACAAAAAACUUUUUGUUGAAGAUAGGAUGUCUGAUCAAUAAAUUUUGGUUUUGUUUGGCUUGUUAUUCUCAGUAAAAUGUAUAAAAUAUGGACUUUUUACAAAAAAAAGACGUAUAUGCAAAACUUUUUUCUAAAUUUUUCACAAAUACAGUAGCUACUGUAUGCAGCAUGCUACAUAGACAAACGGUAAAAGAAUAUGGCCAAAACAUUGCUUGUAAAAAUAGCAUGGCAGUAAUAAUAAAACACUGAUAUGAGUAAAUAGUAUAAGUCAUAAAUAUGUGUAGGAGAACAAAUGACUGAAAAUGACACAUAAAGCAAUAUGUAUGCAUCUUAUUUUCCCUCAGUGGUUGAAUAUUAUUAAAGAGGAAAACAUAUGUCCCAUAUGAAGAGCAAAAACAAGACUAAAUAAAGGAAUAAAUGAUGAUCAUGCCUUUAUCUGAAACAGGAGACCGAAAUUAACACUCCAUUAAAAUGUCUCAUCUUUGGUUGAGAGAAACGCUUUCAUCAGAUACUUGUUGUGUUUGUUUAGUUAUGAUCCUUUUUGGCUGUCUUUGUUUGGUUUUGAUUAUUUUACUGGUUGGAAGCAGAACUGUGACAUUAAACAAAGGUGCAUAAACAGAA